AUGUACAGGCUGAGCUUCAUUACAAGACAAUUGGCUUCUUUAACAACAGCGUCGCGACAAAUUCAGCAAACGAGAAAGAUGCAUAUCAAGGCGAUCAAAAUGAGAUGGUUGACCGGAGGUGUCAACUACAGCUAUUUGCUGUCGACACAGGACAAGACUAAGUCGUGGUUGAUCGACCCAGCUGAGGCUUUGGAGGUAUUUUCGGCAUUGAAAACAGAAGAAUUGACCAGCGUCGAUGCGGUGGUCAACACACACCACCAUUACGACCAUUCUGGAGGCAAUGGGGCGAUGGUCAGCAGACUUACUGAAAUCAAGGGCAGUGACGUUCAAGUCAUUUGCGGGAGUCACAAUUCGCCAGGGGCCACUCAAAUUCCAAAACACCUGCAAGAGUACACACUGGGGGACCUGAAGAUCCGGUGCAUUCGCACGCCCUGCCACACGCAGGACUCGGUGUGUUACUAUGUGCGCGACCCAAACACGGGCGAAAAGGCCAUCUUUACGGGUGACACGCUGUUCAUAGCGGGUUGUGGCCGUUUUUUCGAGGGUACCGGUGAGGAAAUGGAUGUUGCUUUGAACAGAAGAAUUUUGGACGGCGUGGGAGAGGCCAAUUGGAGCUCCACCAAGGUGUACCCCGGUCACGAGUACACCAAGAGCAACGUCAAGUUUGUGCGCGACGCGGUCUACAAGAAAGUGGGCGACAACUCGGCACUCGAUAUGCUGGAAAACUACUGUAAGAAGAACGAAGUCACAACCGGCGUUUUCACGCUGCGAGACGAGCUAGAGUACAACCCGUUCAUGCGUCUGGACGAUCCAACCGUAAGAGACGCCGUGAACGAUGCCCAGGGCUCGUGUACCAGAGCCCAAGUUACGGAUCGUCUGCGUGAGCUGAAGAACAAAAUGUAG
Messenger RNA from Lachancea meyersii CBS 8951, 903 nucleotides. The record is from the annotation of a GenBank genome assembly. NCBI's taxonomy places the organism in Eukaryota, Fungi, Ascomycota, Saccharomycetes, Saccharomycetales, Saccharomycetaceae.